This is a messenger RNA of Castor canadensis (American beaver), 3477 nucleotides long. Lineage: Eukaryota; Metazoa; Chordata; Mammalia; Rodentia; Castoridae. The record is from RefSeq and is a predicted model, not a curated record.
CGCUGUGCCGCCUCCUCAGGACACUGAGGAGCCCCUGGUGCCCGCGAAGGGGCAAGAGGAGUCGGGACUGGGGAGCCGGCGCUGAGGGAGGAGUCGGGUCGGAAUCGCCGAGCCGAAGGCCCCCGGGCGUGGAGGUGGGGGGCUGAGGCCCCCAAGGGGGCCCCACCGCGAUGGGCAACCUGGAGAGUGCCGAGGGAGGACCGGGCGAGCCGCCCUCAGUCUCCCUGCUGCUGCCACCCGGCAAGAUGCCGAUGCCCGAGCCUUGUGAACUGGAGGAGAGGUUCGCCCUGGUUCUGAGCUCCAUGAAUUUGCCUCCUGACAAGGCCCGGCUUCUGCGGCAGUAUGACAAUGAGAAGAAAUGGGAUCUGAUCUGUGACCAGGAACGAUUCCAGGUGAAGAAUCCUCCCCAUACUUACAUCCAGAAACUCCAGAGCUUCUUGGACCCCAGCGUAACUCGGAAGAAGUUCAGGAGGAGAGUGCAGGAGUCAACCAAAGUCCUGAGGGAGCUGGAGAUUUCACUUCGCACUAAUCACAUUGGGUGGGUGCGGGAGUUUCUGAAUGAUGAAAACAAAGGCCUGGAUGUGCUGGUGGAUUAUCUGUCCUUUGCCCAGUGUUCUGUCAUGUUUGACUUUGAGGGUCUGGAGAGUGGUGAGGAUGGUGCAUUUGACAAGCUCCGGUCCUGGAGUAGGUCAAUCGAGGACCUGCAGCCGCCCAGUUCCCUGUCGGCCCCUUUCACCAACAGCCUCGCUCGCUCUGCGCGCCAGUCUGUGCUCCGAUACAGCACUCUCCCUGGACGCAGAGCCCUGAAGAACUCCCGCUUGGUGAGCCAGAAGGAUGAUGUCCACGUCUGUAUCCUUUGUCUCAGAGCCAUCAUGAACUAUCAGUAUGGCUUCAAUCUGGUCAUGUCCCACCCCCAUGCUGUCAAUGAGAUUGCACUCAGCCUCAACAACAAGAAUCCAAGGACCAAAGCCCUGGUCUUGGAGCUCCUGGCAGCCGUGUGUUUGGUGCGGGGAGGUCACGAAAUCAUCCUUGCUGCCUUUGACAAUUUCAAAGAGGUGUGCAAAGAACUGCAUCGCUUUGAGAAGCUGAUGGAGUAUUUCCGGAAUGAGGACAGCAACAUUGAUUUCAUGGUGGCUUGUAUGCAGUUCAUCAACAUUGUUGUGCACUCAGUGGAGGACAUGAACUUCCGGGUCCACCUGCAGUAUGAGUUUACCAAGCUGGGGCUGGAGGAAUUCCUGCAGAAGUCAAGGCACACAGAGAGCGAGAAGCUGCAGGUGCAGAUUCAGGCAUACCUGGACAACGUGUUUGAUGUGGGAGGUUUGUUGGAGGAUGCUGAAACUAAGAAUGUAGCCCUGGAGAAGGUGGAGGAGCUGGAGGAGCAUGUGUCCCAUCUCACUGAGAAACUUUUGGACCUGGAGAAUGAGAAUAUGAUGCGGGUGGCAGAGUUGGAGAAACAGCUGCUGCAGCGGGAGAAGGAACUGGAGAGCAUCAAGGAGACAUAUGAGAACACCAACCACCAGGUGCACACCCUGCGGAGACUCAUUAAGGAGAAAGAAGAGGCCUUCCAACGCCAAUGCCACCUAGAACCAAGUUCCAGGGGUUUAGAGUCUGUAGGUGGCGAGGUCCUGGCUAGGGUAGGCCCUGCAGAGCUGAGUGAGGGCAUACAACCGUCUGACCUGGAUCUGCUGGCUCCAGCCCCACUGAAUGAGGAGGCCCUUCCUCUGCCCCCUCCACCGGCUCCGCCCUUGCCUCCACCCCCACCUCCAUUACCAGACAAGUGUCCCCCAGCCCCACCUCUCCCUGGUGCAGCUCCCUCUGUAGUGUUGACAGUGGGCCUGUCAGCCAUUCGCAUUAAGAAACCUAUCAAGACCAAGUUCCGCCUGCCGGUCUUCAACUGGACAGCAUUGAAACCCAAUCAGAUCAGUGGCACUGUCUUCAGUGAACUUGAUGAUGAGAAGAUCUUGGAGGACCUGGACCUGGACAAGUUCGAAGAAUUGUUUAAGACAAAAGCCCAGGGUCCUGCUCUUGACCUCAUCUGUUCCAAGAAUAAGACAGCACAAAAGGCUGCCAGCAAGGUGACCCUCUUGGAAGCCAAUCGUGCCAAGAACCUGGCCAUCACCCUACGCAAAGCUGGCCGCUCAGCCGAGGAGAUUUGCAGGGCCAUUCACACGUUUGAUCUGCAGACAUUACCAGUGGAUUUUGUGGAGUGCCUGAUGCGCUUCCUGCCCACAGAGGCCGAGGUGAAGCUGCUGCGGCAAUAUGAGCGUGAAAGGCAGCCCCUGGAGGAGCUAGCAGCCGAGGACCGCUUCAUGCUACUCUUCAGCAAGGUGGAGCGGCUGACCCAGCGAAUGGCUGGCAUGGCCUUCCUGGGCAACUUUCAGGACAACCUGCAGAUGCUCACACCGCAACUGAAUGCCAUCAUUGCAGCCUCCGCCUCUGUCAAGUCUUCACAGAAGCUGAAGCAGAUGCUAGAGAUCAUACUUGCACUUGGGAACUACAUGAAUAGCAGCAAGCGGGGAGCUGUGUAUGGCUUCAAGCUCCAGAGUCUGGAUCUGCUACUAGACACCAAGUCCACUGACCGGAAGAUGACACUGCUGCAUUUCAUCGCCUUAACAGUGAAGGAGAAAUACCCAGACUUAGCUAACUUCUGGCACGAGCUUCACUUUGUGGAGAAGGCUGCAGCAGUGUCCCUGGAGAACGUGCUGCUAGAUGUGAAGGAGCUGGGCCGGGGCAUGGAGCUGAUUCGUCGGGAGUGCAGUAUUCAUGACAACAGUGUCCUUCGGAGUUUCCUCAGCACCAAUGAAGGCAAACUGGAUAAGCUCCAGCGUGACGCCAAGACAGCUGAGGAGGCCUACAAUGCAGUUGUGCGCUACUUUGGCGAGAGUCCCAAGACCACACCUCCUUCUGUAUUCUUCCCAGUGUUUGUCCGAUUCAUUCGUUCUUACAAGGAAGCAGAACAAGAGAAUGAAGCCCGCAAGAAACAGGAGGAGGUAAUGCGGGAGAAGCAGCUGGCUCAGGAAGCUAAGAAGCUGGAUGCCAAGACUCCAUCCCAGAGGAACAAGUGGCAACAGCAGGAGCUAAUUGCAGAGUUGAGGCGGCGCCAGGCUAAGGAGCACCGGCCAGUUUACGAGGGGAAGGAUGGUACCAUCGAGGACAUCAUCACAGUGCUGAAGAGUGUCCCUUUCACGGCCCGUACUGCCAAGAGGGGCUCACGCUUCUUCUGUGAUGCAGCCCACCAUGAUGAAUCAAACUGUUAACCACCAAGGUUGGGGCCCCUGACAGGUACCGGGCAUCACAGCUACACCCUUUGCAUGCCCACCUUUCUGGACUCCUGUGGGAGCCCACAGGCACCUCCCCUGCAUGUCUGUGGCAGGCAGCCUCCCGGGGUGGGGAUACAUACUUCUGGCAUGCCUCAUGCUCUGAGAAGCAUGGCUUAUCCCCUGCAUGUGCCCUUGGGGAAGUGGUAUCUCUCCCACU